AGAAAGGGCAAGAUCCCACUCCUCUUGCUAACAAAAUCCGUAGAGGAUUUCCAGGAGUCUCUCGCGACCUGACACAUUACUUACUACUUAAUGUAAAUUUCCUGAAGUUAAGCGACCUACAUGUAAGAAUACAGAAAGUGUGAAUAAUUAUAUUCAUUUUGACAUCGAUUCCAAGUUGCAUGGAAUCCAUUCUAAUAAACAGAAAACAACAAAAAAUCAGAAACAAAUUCCUCUACAUAUACAAUCACUUGAGGAUAUUGGGAACAAAUGAAGUUAAGCCAAUUACGCUCAGUGGAUUUACUAUAUUUGCUUAGUAACAUUAUAAUAGUGUGGAGUUUUCAUGAACUGAAAGUUCUGCUAGAGAUAAUAAAAGACACAAUGAGUUCUGAAGUCCGAUCAAGUUCUAAUGAGGGAGAAAUCGCUGAAAAUUCAGGUGUCAAAAGAGAUUCCGAAAAUGCCAUGGAAAGAGGAGCAAAAUCAACUGAGAGGAAAAGCGACAUAGAAGAAAUCGAGGGUAUCAAGGAAGAUGUUGCGGAGGGAAUUGCACAAAUAACUGAAAGAAAAAGUGUUAUGGAAGGAGUUAAGGGAGACGUUUUAGAUGAAGCAAUAGGCGAAGUACGCGAACGGGCGGAGGCUGCCGCCGAAUCCCUUGUAGAAGACACCAUGGACGAAGUCGAUAUUGAACAAAGCCAGCUGUCCAGUGGAUCGGAGGACGAAGAUUUGGUGAAGGCGCGAAAGGCUGCUCUGCAACGUAUGCAGGACGUUAUGACAAAACCUAGUGAAAUUCAAGAUCCUAAUCGGCCUCGCAUUUCUAAAGAUGCUGAUAAAGAAUAUAUGGAUGAACAUGCCAGUGCUGUUCGAGACAAAGCAAUUCUGCAAAGCAUGGCUGUAGCGGAAAGAGGUUAUAUUACUAGGCUGAGACCACCAAGUGCACCUACAGACAAGCUUACUCUCAGUCAAUAUCAGAUACGGCCAGGUUUGGAAGAAAAAUUUAAAUCUGUUGUAGUUAAAGAAAUGAUUCAUAAUGUACUGAAUGAUGAACUUGGUGGUAAGAUCUAUUCCGAAGAAGAAGCAAAAGAGUGGUCUCAGUCAAUUGCUAAUACAAUACGAAUGAAAGUGAAAGAAAUGGGGUUUCCUCGUUACAAGUUUGUUGUCCAGUGUGUAAUUGGUGAAGAACAUGGUGCUGGAGUGAAAAUAGGAUCACGUUGUUUGUGGGAUGCAGACACAGAUAAUUAUGCCAGUGACACUUUUUUAAAUGAAACUAUAUUUUGUAUGACUGCAGUAUAUGCCAUCUAUUUCUAUUAGAUCGCUUCAGAACAUUUCUUUGUUCUUAAUUUAUUAAUACAUGUUUUCUGUGAUGGAUCUGACUUCUAUAUGUAUUUCAGAAGUUGCAUACCUUGUGUAGUUUGAUGAAUGCUAUUUUCAAGAGAAGUAUUCAAUGUCACGAUUGCUGUAAUAAGAUUUUGAAAAGUUUUAAGUUAACUUACAAGAAAUGAAAGAAUCGAAAUUAAAGAAAUAUUGUGUUUAAGUUUUUAAAGAUCACUUAAAAGUAACGUAAAAACUUUACACAAAUAAACUCCAGAUAAAGGAAUGUAGUUCGGAAGCUAUUUUGCAAUAGUUAAACAUUAACUUGAGUCGUUUUUUAUAAUUUUUAAUAUCCCGUAUGUAAUUUGAUGACCACAGGCAGUAUUUAUUAGGUGAUCAGUAUAUCUUAAUUUAAAAUUGCAUGACCCAUAAAAAUUGCAUUUCUUAUGAGAUUGACUCCUACUGUCACUUAUACUCUGAAACCUAUGUAAGUCAGGAAGUAAUUAGUGAAACAGAAUACAUUUGAAGUCAAAACUCUUCAAAAGCCAUAGUGAUACAUAUAAUAAUUCCCACAGUCAUUUUAAACUCGGUAGUGAAUGUAAACUACUGUUUUCUGUGUAAGAAUGAUGCUAUACACUCAGGAUAUUUUCCUGCACGGUACAGUAUCUUCUUUUAAGUGAUAAAUAUAUAUAUUUAUUGUUUUUCAUUUCACUAAAACCACAACUUUACAUUGAUAUUGAAAUACAUAAACAUGUUUUCCUUAGAAUGCAUAGAAUGGUAUACUGUUUGUGACUGUUUUCAACUAUUUAAUUGAUGUGACACAAUGUAGGGCACUAAGCAUUUGGAAAUAAACUUUGAAGGAUAAUUUUGGAACUCUGUUUCAAGGAUACCAUAACAACAGGUUUUGUUCCAAACUUAGGGGCAAUUGUUGUAAUGGUAUUGAAUGUAGGUAUAUUUUACUAGUGGUAAGAUUUUGAAUAACAGCUUCUAUAUGAUACUGAAGCAAUUGGAUUGUAGCAAGAUCCCCUCCCCCCCUUUUUUUUGGACGUAGUUAUACCACAAGGCCAAAGUCACCUGUUUUUAUAAACUGAUAAGUAGUAAAACUUGCUCAAUGCAGAAUUUCAAGGGAUCAGUAUUUUUGUUUUCUCUCCAUAUUAGAUAAUUCUGGAAUAUACAACAUAAUAGGGCAGGACUGUGAGUUAUGUUCACAUUAAAAAGAUUUCCGCAUUGAGCAAAUUUUACUGUAUUCCGUUUUCAAAAAAGUUUUAAAGACAGCUCCGUUUUUUAAAAUGUAGUUUCCUAAUACAGCAAAAUAAGCUUAUGAAUAUGUUGUACUUACAAUUUUAAUUAAAACUUGAAUUUUUGAAUAUUGCUUAUUUAAUUUCUUAUGCUGAUUUUUAACAGAUUUUCUUCUUGCUGCACCAAGUCUAAAUAAAAUAAUUAAAUCAUUAUUUACAAAAUAUCACCAGUGUUUACAAACUUUUCAAUCACAGACUAUCGAUAUUCCAAAAUAAAACAAGAUUUUUCUCAAAAAUACCAGCAAAUUCGUUUUGAAAACAUUUUGUUUGGAUAGAGAACAACGUUUCAAAACUACAGGGAAAGUACUGUUUUCAUUAAAACUAAAAAUUUCCCAAAAAUUACGCAAAUGUUUCCUUCUAUUCAUAAUAUUGCUCAUCCUUAAUAUGCCACAUUACAAUACAUUUAAUGCAUUGUAAAACCCACAAGUAUUUUAACUAAUUAAACUCCUCAAAAUCUAAGUGGAUAAGAUUUAAAAAUGCAUUCAAAAUAAUUCAAAAACCACACUGAAGUUUUCUGCAGAGCUUUCUUACUGAAAGAGAUUAUGCCCUUCUAAGACAUUCAUGUAGUCACAUUUCAAUUACACUAUUAGGAGUUGAGAAGUGAAGCAAAUGCGGUUAAAACCACCCACUCUCCAUCAAAAGCAAUAUUUAAAUAGCUAUUGAAUAAAUAAAAAUGAAAUUUUAAUUGUUUACCUAAAGUUCUGAAGUGUUGUGAAUAUUGGACCAUGGCCCAACAAUUUUGUGAUAAAAUGUAGAUGAAGAAGCAUCCUGGUAAAAGGAAUGUAUUUACUUACAUUCCCCAGAAAAAUGUCCAAUGUUUGUUGAUAAAAAUGGAGUUUAAAAAGAGGUUUGUAAAUAAAUAUGAUAUGCUAUUUCAAGAGGGGCUUGUGGUUUGUUACUAAAAUCAUAAUAAUUAAUAUUGCAAUUAUGAAAAACAAAUAUGUUCAGCCAUCUCUGUUAAAGUUUUUUUCAAACUGGUGUAAAGCAUAAAUGACAAUUUGGCAAGUUUAGCAAGUGCCGACUCGAUCAAAACUUGAGACGUUGCAUGCUUGAGGGUGAGUGUCAAAACAUUUUACUGCUCAUUGUAUCUUGUGGUGUGUUCGGCUUUCAGGGACACGGUCAAAGGCAGAGCAUCUUGGGGUAAACAGAAUUCGGGAGCAGACUUUCAGUACUCAUUGUAACACGGUGCCUUUACACCACAGUUUGAGGAGACUUUUGCCUGCAAUGGCUGAAAUAUGGAACACAAACAACACACACACAGCUAGACUGGGUUGUAAACAUGUAACAAAAUUUUUAAGUCGAUGUUUAAAAGUGAAAAAGCUUCACAACUGAACAAUAUUCUAAUAUGAUGAGAUAUUUAUUACCACAGAAAAGACAAUCCAGAGAGGUCAAAUUACCCAAAAAUGUCAAAUAUCAAGGGUGUAAUUUAGACAUAGAAUUUGAGAUUCUGCAGGAUUUGAAUCUCCCGGUGCCCUGGAAAAGGGAUAUGUAGAAGAGCUAAACCUGCCAAAACUGUAACAGAAGCGUCCAAAACUGAUCAUUUUUAUAAAUUAAGGCUCAAAAAUAAACUUACAUGUACCUUGGAAUACUGAAAAAACUGUGUGUUAUGGGGUCAAAGAUGCCCUGUUUUGUCAUUUAAUCCAGUGGAACAGUGUAAUGUAUUGCUAAUUACAUGUGUGCCUUUUGCCUUCUUUAUGAAAUAAUCUUCAAUAUCCUAAAUUUACAGUCUUAAAUCUUUUGAAUGUGCCCUAAGAGUAUUUUGCUAUUCAAGAGAAGUACAUUUACUGUCUUUUGUUUUGUUGGUGUCUUAUAAUCCAAAUGUAUUUAAACAUCCCAACUUAAUAAGAUAUUGGUUUUGGAGAUUGGCCACUUUUUUAGGGGCAAUUUCCUCUGAAUAAUUUGUAUUUGAAGAAAAUAUUAAAUUAAACUAGGAUUGGGUCAGUGUUAAAAACACUGUUGUUAACUGAGCCAUUUUCUCCUUUAUAUCUCAAAUUCCCUUGCACCAAGAGACAAGUAACCUUGGCUCAAAAAACUUAGUACCUAUUGUUAUGUAUUUCUCACCUCUACAGUUUCAACGCAAAUAAGAUUUGUUUAACAAUUAAUAAUUGCCAAUAAUGAUGUACUGAUGUUAUCUGAAGAAUAUCUGGUUUUAUGUUUCAAAAAUUUUUCAUUUCCCUCCUGUGAUUCUCUCAAAAAUUCUCGCAUUUUUGAAGAUCAAUGAAAUUCCCCAACUUUUCCCAAUGUUUCAGGUAGUAAUUUCCCUGAUUUAAUUUAAAAAAAGAUGUCCUGCAAGUGUGUGUAAAGGAUUGGGAUUAUGCCUCCCCUUGAAUCACAAUAAAUACAAAUUUUAUUUUGGGAGAUACGCAUAAAUAUAAAUUAUUUGGUGACUUAUUUUAAUUCUAUCAAUAAUUAGAAAAUAUUAAAAAUGUAUUUUUAAAAUGCAAAUUUUUUUAAAACUCAGACUCAUAAUUUGUAUUCAGACCAUUUAUGUAGAAACUAAACAAUGCAUUGUUAAAACAUUGAGGCUUUUGUAAUAAACAUUGUUCUGCUAUUGAUUUUCAUGGUUAUAGUGCAUCUUCUUCAUUUGUAAAGUUUAUAAUUUUUGUAAAUAUUAAUAUAAAGUGUCUAAAAGUCA
Molecule: messenger RNA, 5238 nt
Organism: Gryllus bimaculatus (two-spotted cricket)
Lineage: Eukaryota; Metazoa; Arthropoda; Insecta; Orthoptera; Gryllidae
Source: the annotation of a GenBank genome assembly